AUGUCACUUCCCGAAAGGCCAGGGGCAUCACGGGCCUCGUACGAACAGCGCACUUCCUACCGACAGACUCCCGCGCGACGCAACCGUCCAGCAGAUGUCGAGACGGGAGGAUAUUAUCCUGUCGCAAGGCAGUCUCACUCACGUGCGCAAUCAGGGACAUCUGCAGAUACACUACAGAAUCCUAAUGGGACCACAGAAAAUCUGCCUCUUUCGCCGGCCUUGGAUCAGGAGGGUUUUGGCGCAGAGGCGUCAGGCCUCUCUCGCAAGAGAAGCUUGAUCCGUCCAGAGAGGAACAAGAUUGGCAAAGACCACCCUAACUAUCAUUAUCGGAAGCAUGCUGCAAAAAUGGAUGUCUUGCCGUCAUCGACUGGCAACGACCCAAUCUUGGAGGACUUCGAGGGAACAACGGAGCUUUCAGGAGGACGCAGGACAAUUGACGACGCCUCGGUUGAUUCACCGCCACGAAAGAAGCGCAGCGGAGACGAUGAGAAGUCCAAACCUCGAGAAACUGCCCGCGAACGGAGAAGGAAGUCACAUGGUGGAAAGCUUUCCAAGGGGUCUAAGCGGUCCAAGAAGCAGAAACCUCAAGAGGUCAUUUCACCUCCGAGCAUUUGGAAUGUGUACUGCGCCAUUAUAACCUUCUGGUGUCCCGAUUUCAUUCUCGGCUGUUGUGGGUUCAGAGCAAAGGCACAAAAGAGAGCAUGGCGAGAAAAGAUGGGCCUCAUCAGCAUCAUUUUGUUGAUCAUGGCUUUCGUCGGUUUCCUGACUUUCGGUUUCACUCAGGUAGUUUGUGGCACUGCCAGCACUCGUCUCCAGAUCAAUGACGUCGACACUGGUUACAUGAUCUUUCAUGGUGUUGCCUACGAUCUAACAAAAUCCGGACAUCCAGUCGCGGAGGGCAUUCCCCUCACGGCCGACGACACGCUACCCAACGUUUUGUACGAUUUGUCAGAGAAGCACGGUGGCCAGGAUGGAAGUUUCCUGUUCCAGAAUGUCAACGGAAAGUGCAAGGGCUUGAUCACCCUGACGGAGAACUCGACGAUUCCGACUAAUAGCGACAACGAUUUGGCAUGGUACUUCCCUUGUCGACCUUUCAACCAAGAUGGCUCUUCCUCUCCAAACUACACCGAGUCGUACUACAACGGAUACGCAUGCCACACUACGCAGACAGCCCGAGACGCAUUUUACAUUGACCUCAAAGGAACCGCCGAUGUUUACUUUACAUGGGAGGACAUCAAGAACAGCAGCCGAAACUUGAUGGUUUACUCCGGUAAUGUCCUUGAUCUGGAUCUUCUCCAAUGGCUUGACGAAGAUCAAGUUGUCGUCCCUGACCGUUUCAAAGAGCUGAGAGACCGAACCACGUCAGGCAAUGCUGCUGUGCAUGGACGCGACAUAACGCGUGCUUUUCAAGGGACGACGGACAAGCAUGUCGCCGAGUGUUUCGAGGAAAUUAUCAAGGUCGGCAGUGUCGACACCGAGACAGUUGGAUGCAUUGCGUCCAAGGUUGUCUUAUAUGUGUCCCUAGUUCUCAUUUUGUCCGUGGUCGUGAUCAAGUUUGUUCUGGCUCUCAUCUUCAACUGGUUCAUCAGCCCGAAGUAUGCCGCUGUGAAAACGUCCCAAUCAGGCAACAAGAAGAAGCGAAACCAGCAAAUCGAGGAAUGGAGUGAAGAUAUCUACCGAGCACCCCCGCGAAUGGCUGGCGAUAUCGGCAGUAGUGUGGCGCCCAGCUCAGAUCGGACUAGCAAGCGAGCAAGUACAUUUCUGCCGACAACAUCUCGCUUCUCGACAGUAUACGGAGUGGACCGACCGCCUCGAAGACCGCAACCCACGACUAUGGGAAGUCAGGCUUCGACUGGGCCUUUGUUGCAUCCUGGCUCCAUGUAUAGGCAGACCAACGACAGCAGCGCCAGCUUCCUUAAUUCAUCAGAUCAGUAUGCGAGCGGUGUCAGUCCUGCUGACGGGUAUGGACCAGCUGGCUUCAUUCACGAUGCUGUAGUGCCGCAGCCGCCUGCAGAUUUCCGUCCAUUCGGCUUCCCUCUGAUUCAUUCGAUAUGCCUUGUUACGGCUUAUUCAGAAGGUGAAGAUGGUCUCCGGACUACUCUUGACUCCAUCGCCACAACCGACUAUCCCAACAGCCACAAGGUGAUCCUCGUUAUUUGCGAUGGUCUUAUCAAGGGCCAUGGUGAAACAAUGACAACUCCCGACAUUGUGCUUGGGAUGAUGAAAGACCACGUUCAACAUCCAGAUGAAGUCGAGGCGUUCUCCUAUGUUGCUGUUGCGAGCGGUGCGAAACGCCACAACAUGGCCAAGAUUUAUGCCGGUUUCUACGACUACGGCGCCAAGUCUCAUGUUUCUAGGGAGAAGCAGCAGCGUGUACCCAUGAUGCUUGUAUCGAAAUGUGGUACUCCUGAUGAAGCAAAGAAUUCCAAGCCAGGAAACCGUGGCAAGCGUGACAGUCAGAUCAUUUUGAUGUCGUUCCUUCAAAAGGUCAUGUUUGAUGAGCGCAUGACUGAACUCGAGUUUGAGAUGUUCAACGGUCUCUGGAAGGUCACCGGCAUCUCGCCUGACUAUUACGAAGCUGUUCUCAUGGUUGAUGCUGACACAAAAGUUUUCCCCGACAGUCUCACUCACAUGCUUUCGGCCAUGGUCAAGGACCCCGAAAUCAUGGGUCUCUGUGGUGAAACCAAGAUCGCCAACAAGAGAGAUAGCUGGGUGACAGCUAUCCAAGUCUUCGAAUACUUCAUCUCGCAUCACUCGGCAAAGGCUUUCGAGUCGGUUUUUGGUGGUGUCACCUGUUUGCCCGGUUGUUUCUGCAUGUAUCGCAUCAAAGCCCCGAAAGGUGCCCAGAACUACUGGGUUCCCAUUCUCGCCAAUCCGGAUAUUGUUGAGCACUACUCUGACAACGUUAUCGAUACACUGCAUCAAAAGAACUUGCUUCUUCUCGGAGAGGAUCGGUACUUAACUACUCUUAUGCUGCGUACAUUCCCAAAGCGUAAGCAGGUUUUUGUUCCGCAGGCUGUUUGUAAAACAACUGUGCCCGACUCGUUCAUGGUACUCCUUUCUCAACGACGAAGAUGGAUCAAUUCAACAGUGCACAACCUUAUGGAGCUUGUGUUUGUCAAGGAUCUCUGCGGUACUUUCUGUUUCAGCAUGCAGUUUGUUGUCUUGGUCGAAUUAAUUGGUACCGUGGUGCUUCCUGCUGCCAUUGCAUUCACGAUAUAUGUUGUUAUCAUCUCGAUCGUCCACUCGCCGCCCCAAAUUAUUCCGUUGGUCCUUUUGGGUCUGAUUCUUGGUCUGCCAGCUGUCCUGAUUAUAUGUACCGCCCACUCGUGGUCCUAUGUCGUCUGGAUGUUCAUCUACCUCUGUUCGCUCCCCAUCUGGAACUUCGUUCUGCCUGUCUAUGCCUUCUGGAAGUUUGAUGAUUUCUCGUGGGGUGAAACCAGAAAGACGGCUGGUGAGAAGACGAAGAAAGCAGGUUUAGAGUAUGAGGGUGAAUUCGAUAGUACCAAGAUUACGAUGAAGCGCUGGGCUGAGUUCGAGCGUGAACGUCGUAUUCGGGAAGGAGUCUGGGCCUCCAAGGAGAACGUGGCUGUAGGCGGUGCGUGGUCAACAGCACCAGAUAUGCCCCGUCACCACCCUUACGAUGAUCAGUAUUACUCUGAUGCAUGA
This is a messenger RNA of Truncatella angustata, 3669 nucleotides long. Its product is annotated as family 2 glycosyltransferase. NCBI's taxonomy places the organism in Eukaryota, Fungi, Ascomycota, Sordariomycetes, Amphisphaeriales, Sporocadaceae. The transcript has 2 exons. Gene Ontology annotation, cellular component: cell periphery; cell septum. The record is from RefSeq and is a predicted model, not a curated record. Gene Ontology annotation, molecular function: chitin synthase activity. Bases 1 to 3669 code for a protein of 1222 amino acids.